This is a messenger RNA of Necator americanus (New World hookworm), 309 nucleotides long. RefSeq lists its product as uncharacterized. The transcript has a single exon. The coding region runs from base 1 to 309 and encodes 102 amino acids. The record is from RefSeq and is a predicted model, not a curated record. Lineage: Eukaryota; Metazoa; Nematoda; Chromadorea; Rhabditida; Ancylostomatidae.
AUGUCGCUGUCGUGCCAAAGUUCUAUGCGGGAUCGGACCAUCGCUUCCUCCGGGAAAGAUUUUUUCACACGAAAAGAAGAUAAAGCCAGAAAGUUCAGAAAGCGUCUCAGGACUAUCGUUGACUGGAAACUUUUCGCUACGUCAGCCGGGUUUUGGAAAGAUUCUGCAGACGACAGCAUCGACGAGGAAUACAAUCGGCUCGUUGAACAUCUUCGCGACUGCACGAAGAGUGCUGAAAGUUUUCAAACCACCAAGAGACGGCUGUCUCUCGAAACUUUUGAGCUGAUACGACAGCGUGGAGCAGCAUGA